Cylicostephanus goldi is the source of this 654-nucleotide messenger RNA. Lineage: Eukaryota; Metazoa; Nematoda; Chromadorea; Rhabditida; Strongylidae. The record is from the annotation of a GenBank genome assembly.
AUGGCAAACACAAUCAAUACUAACACAUCUGCACUUGCGCUCACUAGCGCAAACUGCAACCUUGACGGCUUGACAAACGCAAAACUGCGUGAAGCUACACAGGAUGUUUUCAACAGCUACUCUGCUAUUGAUACAUCCAUGGGCGCACUUGCGUUCUCUAUGCGCAAAGUCCGUGAUUGUUUUAAGGGCGUCGAAAAGGGCGAAAAACUUGACGGCUAUGCGAAUUUCGCGGAAUUUGCCGAGAAACGUCUUGGCGUGAAAAAGGCACAGGCAUACAAUCUUGCUAAAGCCGGUGACUUUCUCCGGCCUGUAAAAAUCGGUGCAGAUGGCGAAUAUCAGCGCACGGUAUUUGUGGACAGAUGGACACAAGUCCGUUUGAAACUCAAUGGCAGGGACGUUUACGAAUUGACCGAAAGUCAAUUGAAGUCAUUUUCGAAUACCGCGCUUCUGCGUAUGGCGGAAUUCAUUCAGACCGCAGAAAAGAAAUAUUCUUUAUCCGCAGAAGAUGCGGACAAGAGAAUCAGCGAAUUGGUGAAAAAGGGCGAAAUCACUCCGGAAAUGUCUGUCAACGAAAUCAUGAAAAAGUUGAUUCCGGUGCAGAUUGAAUCAAAAGCAACGGAGAACACCGAACCGGAGAACACCGAACCGGAGAAC